Messenger RNA from Laccaria bicolor S238N-H82, 264 nucleotides. RefSeq lists its product as uncharacterized. The transcript is spliced from 3 exons. The record is from RefSeq and is a predicted model, not a curated record. Lineage: Eukaryota; Fungi; Basidiomycota; Agaricomycetes; Agaricales; Hydnangiaceae. Bases 1 to 264 code for a protein of 87 amino acids.
AUGAACAGGUUUGGUCAAAUCUACUUGGGCUCACAUGAUCUUCAAGAAGGCUGGGGGUCCAGUGUUGGCUUAUGUAUUUUCACCCAAAAAAAGCAUAACAUUCACACUCCAACAGAAGAGCAGCUGGAGGAGGUCUGGGAUUCAGGAGAGUACAAGGGGAAAGUGACUGCUGGUGAUAUACAGGCAGCAUUUGACUGUGGUGAAGAAGUGCUUCACCUCUGGAAAAUGAAAUGUGUUGAGUUUGACAAGUCCCUUCAACGCUGA